Messenger RNA from Sesamum indicum (sesame), 1353 nucleotides. Its product is annotated as Nucleotide-sugar transporter family protein. The record is from RefSeq and is a predicted model, not a curated record. Gene Ontology annotation, cellular component: Golgi membrane. Lineage: Eukaryota; Viridiplantae; Streptophyta; Magnoliopsida; Lamiales; Pedaliaceae. Gene Ontology annotation, molecular function: pyrimidine nucleotide-sugar transmembrane transporter activity. Gene Ontology annotation, biological process: pyrimidine nucleotide-sugar transmembrane transport.
GGUAUUAUCAGAAUUUUAUCGCAGAUCAAACCACGCUCAGUUCUGAUGUACAAGCGAGCAACUUUACAGUGCGUCUCGUGUGAAUAGCGUAGCGAAGAGGAGGAGAUGCAGUGGUACGUCGUCGCCUCACUACUCACCCUUCUCACAAGCUCUCAGGGAAUAUUGACGACGUUGUCACAGAGUAAUGGGGGAUACAAAUAUGAUUAUGCCACUGUUCCGUUUCUUGCUGAAGUUUUUAAGCUCAUUGUAUCUUGUGUGUUACUGUGGAGAGAGUGCCAGAGGUCACCGCCUCCUAAAAUGACAACCGAGUGGCGAAGUGUUCGGCUAUUUCCAAUCCCGUCAGUCAUAUACCUUAUUCACAACAAUGUGCAGUUUGCCACGUUGACAUAUGUUGAUACAUCCACGUAUCAGAUAAUGGGCAACUUAAAGAUUGUGACAACUGGAAUACUCUUCAGGCUAUUUUUGAAGAGGAAGCUUUCUAAUUUGCAGUGGAUGGCAAUUGUUCUGUUGGCUAUUGGAACAACCACAAGCCAGGUGAAGGGUUGUGGAGAAGCUUCUUGUGAAUCACUGUUUUCAUCACCAAUUCAAGGAUACAUGUUAGGGAUAUUAUCUGCAUGUCUCUCUGCAUUGGCUGGCGUUUACACAGAGUUCUUGAUGAAAAAGAACAGUGACAGUUUAUAUUGGCAGAACAUUCAACUAUAUACAUUUGGUGCAAUAUUCAACAUGGCAAAACUUGUCUUGGAUGAUUUUAGAAGUGGGUUUGAGAAAGGUCCAUGGUGGCAACGUCUUCUCAAUGGAUACACUAUUACAACUUGGAUGGUAGUGUUAAAUCUGGGGUCCACUGGGCUGUUAGUAUCAUGGUUAAUGAAGUAUGCAGACAACAUUGUUAAGGUCUAUUCCACAUCUAUGGCAAUGUUAUUGACAAUGGUAUUGUCUGUGUUCCUUUUCAACUUCAAACCAACUCUACAGCUCUUUCUGGGAAUUUUUGUGUGCAUGAUGUCACUGCACAUGUAUUUUGCCCCUCCGAGCAUGCUUGUGGAUUUGCCCGUGACAGCAAAAGCAGAACCUCAAAGUCUAGUCCAAGUUUCUGUUGAUCGAAGGACGGCUUCAUAGUCCACCUAUACAAGAGGAUAAAUUCUUUUCAUUUGUCUCAAGUUAUUCUAGAAUAUCAUAUGGGGAGCCUUUUCCAAUCAUUAAAACGUGUAAGAUGUACAAGCAUGUUUCUAGAGACGGAACACUAAAACACAAGGCCAACGAUAUUGUUAGAGGAGUAGAGGUUAGAUAGUUGUAUGAACAUCUGAUCCAAGUGAAAAAUCUCUGUCCUAAUUCCGCUGUCUUAGUAGAUUUAUUGAA